CCAGACGGUGUGCACGCCUGUCUGUUUGUAGACUUUAUUUUGCAAGAGAGAAGGAUUGAGUGGUGGUGGUGGUGGAGGGGGGAAAAGGAGGCGCAGAAAUCCGCAGUGGCAAGGGGAUGUAAAGCACGCGCUGAACGCACGCACACGCGCAGUCCUACACGCAAACGCGCUCGCGCACAACCUCGCACGCAGUCACUGUUACCUGAGCCGGUCGGCUUCAUUGCCUCGUCCUUGCUGACCGGACAGGGUUUAAAACCUCAGGACUGAAUCCGUUCUUCUUUUUAUGGAAACCGAAGCGACUGGGGAAGUCGCGGUCAUGCUGCCUCCGAAGAAUUGCCUCCCGAGAAAUUACAGCUGCAUUGCCGGCUUGUUCGGGAGCCUGACUGCAAACCAGAAGAUGGACGACGGCGAGAAAACCGAAGGCGAAGAGGAAGAGGAGGAGGAGAGCGUGACCAGUGAGUGCGAGCCGUUAGAGAUGCGCGUCGUGGACGAGAGGCCGAGGGGUCGGGAAUCCCUUCCGAAGCCACCGCCGAGCCCCGGUCAGCGCCGCCGGUGCAAAUCCUUACCGAGCUCCGCGGAGAGAGCUAAACUGGAAGUGGCGCGGAUCUGCAGCCCGUCCAGCCAGAAGAAAGUGCGCUUCGCCGACUCGCUCGGUCUGGAGCUCAUCUCCGUGCGGCACUUCGACGACACCGACGUGCCUGAAACACCAGAUCGUGUCAUGGACAAGUUCAAAAAAGCAAGAGCUCUCCAUCUCAACAACUUCGAGCACUCGAACGGGUUCACGCAAUCCACCUUCGUAGAGACGCUCUUCACGACACCGGGCUCGCAGCCCGAUUUCCAGGAGCGGCUCCAAAGCUCCAAGGUUCUGCUGGAGUCCGUGGAGACGGACGAGUUCAGCAUCUCGGGGGUCGUGCGCGUGCUGAACCUGGCGUUUGAGAAGUGCGUGACUCUGAGGUACACGCUCAACAACUGGCUCACCUUCAUGGACGUUCCGGCCGCCUACGUGCCGCAGUCGAGCGACGGCGUCAGCGACAAGUUCCACUUCAAGAUCGUCACGCCGGCGUUUUUCGAGAGCAGCGGCAGCCUCCAGUUCGCCGUGCGCUACUGCGUCGGGACGGAUGAGUACUGGGACAACAACGACGGCAAGAACUACAAAGUGCGACGCCACCGAUUCAAAAUCUCGCCUCCUCGCGAAUGGGAUAACGGCUGGAUCCACUUCAUCUAGUGUGUGUGUGUGUGUGUGUGAGUGUGUGUGUGUGAUUAGAGGAGUCAUGAUCAUUUAUGGCCUGCAUUGUAUCUCUGGAGCCGGCACUGAAUCCCUCAGGGCUCCACGUAUAGUGCACUAAAUGUGUGUGUUACUGAUGUAUUCUAAAUAGGGAUGCACUUUUUUCUGUUCGAUAUCAAAGCUCAGAGUAUCAUCUGAUACUGGUCUGAUUAAAUCAGCCCACAAUAUUGCACCUAAUUGGGCUGAGCCCAGAACGGCUCAUACUGGUCAGAUAGGGCACUAGGUAGUGUGUAGGAGUCAGAGGUUUAUAAUGCACCUGCAGUUGAGUGCAAAAGUUUGCAUCGUUUAUUGGUCCCUAUUCACAAAACUCCCCUCUUCCUAUAUGGAUUUAUCUUCUAAUCGAGACUGAGACUAAUGCCGGAUGUUCACUGUGCGUCCUUCAUCAGAAUUACCAUUCCAGGUAAAAAUCUUGUCAGAAUUCCAUAACAAACUCUUCUUGUCAGAUCAUACGAUCAAUCCUCUUAAUAUAGACCUGCUUAUGCUUUUGAGAUGAACACACAUUUUUGUUUACAUCUUGUCAUCACCACUAGCGUAUCUGUAUCUGUCCCAUGAGUUUCACAUCAUCCGAUAGCAUCUUCCUAUUGGUCCCUUUCAGACCAGUGUCAUAGCAGCGCUCAAGCUCUUAGCUGUCAUCCGUCUUUGGUCUCAGUUCUACAAAAUCGACCUAUAGAUAACGUCAUGUUUUGAUUUCUUUAACUAGCCUGCAGCAUGAACCCCAGUUUAAUCCUAAUCCUAAUGCAGCGUUAUCUUUAGUAGCAAUCCCUGCAUUCCCAUUAGCCUGCUCUAAUUAAUUUAGGCCAUUUAAAUGUGCCUCAUUCGAAGUGUCUAACACAGAUUUACAUCUUGUUUAAGGCAAAAAUAAGCAAGGUGGUCUCCUAAGCAAGGUGGCUGUCAGCAGUCCAGUUGUGAGUGAGUGGGAAUGAGGAAAAAAAGCAGAAGAUUAGCAGAAAAUGGCAGAAACUGAACUGUUGGAGAUGUGAAAGUCUUCGAAGCACAUGCAAAAACCUGUGUAUAAAUGAUAAAUGUCCUAGCCUACAGCUACCUUAAAACCCUGAGAUCGGUUCAAUGCCUUAUUGUUUUCAUUAUCCAUCGACUAGGGGUAUGCAAACUUUUGCACACAAAUCAGCCACGGUAUUUGAUGUAUUUUCUAGACCGUUGUUCUAUUCUACAGAGUGAUUUCUGUGCUGAAUAACUUCCUGUUUUAGAUGAAAAGCACUGUUGUUGUGAAAGGUGAUGUGGCUUUGAGGCCUUGUGACACGUUUUGUCCAAGUACAGUCGCUCUCUUCCUCGACACCAAGCUAGAAAAUGAGUGCAGAGCUUCUGUACCUUUUAUGCAUAAUAUAUAUAUAUAUAUAUAUAUAUAUAUAUAUAUAUAUAUAUAUAUAUAUAUAUAUAUAUAUAUAUAUAUAUCAACAGUGCUUGUAAUAUAGCUGAGUAUUCACACACGCUGUCGUUUAGAAAGGGCUGAGAAGAACACGACAGGACGGGACGAGCCGGAGAUUCGCUCCAACAAACCUCGACACCGUGUCUAGUCCUAACAAGUCGAAGGAGCAGAUCUUUAACGUUCGGAGCGAUUACUAGCCCCCAAAAAUGUUCAACGCUCAACAACCUGUCCUGAAGUUUCCAUCUCAUCACGAGACGAGGUGAGGCGAGGUAAGGGAUGGUUUCGAGGGGGAAAAUGGAAUCCAGAUAGAUUUUCCAUUGAUCGGCUGUGACAGAAUUUGCUUUCCAUAUUUACGCCAUUUUUCCUUUUCCACAUCAGAGCCACAACGCUAAAAGCUCUACCUAGAACCUAGAAGCACUAAACCAAAUCCUUCUGAAAUCAUUACACACACACAGAGUUGGGUCCAAUCACUGACCUCAGAAUUAUUUUUAAAUCUCGUGCAGGUUUCAAUAUAAAUGAUUGUAGCUAUUUGAGCAUAAAAUAAUACAGAUUUUAAUUUUAUACUCAUUCAUUUUAAAAGCAAACUGAACGCUCGCUAACAGUAGCAUUAUGAAUGUAAGAUUUAGGAUUAUUUUUAGCCGAUUUUGUGUAACCGUGUAAUGAUUUCAGCUCCGGGUUUGUGCUAAUAGCAAAAAAUUCUAGGAUAUAAAUUCAAUUUUUUAAAAAUAUUCUAUUUAGUUUGCAUUAUUUCGGUCUCCUAAAACGCAAAGUGAACACAAAGGCGUUUAUAGCACAGCUAAUAUGAUUGAGUGCAAAAGAUUACACCCCCAUUUUGUUGGUUUUGUGAUGAUUAAAGAAACAUCCAGAUUGAGUCAUGGCAUCACAAGCCCUGUUUGGACGGGAUUAGUUUCGCUGCUAAAUGUUUUCACACGUCACGUUUGUGUUAACGUUUUUAUAUAAAUGAAACAGUGCACUGUGAUCAGGUUUUGUUCAGCUGACGUUUAAGUGUUAAAGGAAGUGUCACAGUGAUAAUCCGGCUCGUUCGCUUGUUGAGAGAAAUGUAAAUAAUGCAUGAUAUUGUGGUGUGUGUGUGAAUAUAAAGUGGUACCUUAUAUUAAUACAUAUACAUAUAUAUAUAUAUAUAUAUAUAUAUAUAUAUAUAUAUAUAUAUAUAUAUAUAUAUAUAUAUACCUCUUCAGUCAGCCUUCAAGGUUCAUGAUUGAUUUUUUUCUUUCUCUGGCUAAUGGACUCCUGGUGUGGGCAGCAUGGAGGGAGGGGUAAGACUCAAAGUCGUUGAUAGCCGAUUAAAAGCGAUCAGUGUUUUCGUGGUACGUGAGAUAGGUGAAUAAAUGUGGCGAGUAGUAGCUGUAGAAAAAACCAAAACAUGUCCCUGUUCUUUGGAAUAUGACAAUUUUCCCAUGAGAUGGGAAUAAAAUCACAGACUAGAACCUGGAGGUUAAAUGUAAUCCCGUCCAAAUAGGGCUCAGGAAACCUGACACCAAAUUUGUUGUUGUUUUUAGUUUAGUUUCUUUGCCCCUUUUUCAUUUUUUUGUAUGUUUUUGCACUCAAACAAAUCUUCAAUUCAUCGCUAUGUAACCCUGAGAGAAAACCCUCAAGAACUCAGAAGCAAAGCUUCAUGUUGUGAUGCGUCGUUCUUCACGUGACAGGUUUCCUCACGUUCCCGGUUUCUCUCUUUCACAUGUAUUUCGUACGAAACACAUUUAUACUGUGAGAGCCUUUCACAACAGCUGGAGUGCCUAUACCUUCAGGUUAAAUGUAAAGAGAAAAAAAAGCAGAUUUUAUUUUUAUGCAAUAGAACCAAAACUAGAUGUGUUUAUUUAUCGAGUUCACGAUAUUGAGAUAUAUAUAUAUAUAAUCAUUCCUGUCCUGGGUGUGUUUGCUUAAAGCUUGUCGCAAUAUCUUUCUUUUAAUUUUAUUUUGUUGUAAAUAUCGUGGUUUUGUGUCGUCGUCGAUGUUAAAAUCGUGUGAAAAUGUAGCAUUCAUGUAGAUUCGGCUUUAAUCUGGUCCGCUUGUGCUUUGUUUAGUUUAUUCAGAAGCCUGUUUAUGACAGUGUAACAGUCUGGUUUAUUUUCUAUGAGAAAAGAGCAUGAGGAUUCACGUGAGAUUCGAUUCGAUCCCAUUGUGAUCACGAUCAGCGGAGCUCGACGAUCACCAUUUGUCGUUCUCGCGUCAGAAGUGCAGCAGAACCUCUCGGAGGUCAUGGACACCACGUGGGCUCUUUAAAAUCAAUUUCCUGUCUAGAACUCGUUCACUGGCGCAUUAGUGGAAAAAAGAAAAAGCUUCACCUGUAUUACUCAAGAUGAUGUUUGGACAAAGUUUUAGUACGUGAUUGUGAAAGUGGACACCAGACAGAUGCUUUUUGUUUUCCAUUAUUUAAUAAUGCAUGAGCGGCUCCUCAAAAAGCACUCCUGCAUAAAGCACUCCUGCUGAGGGAGAAACCCAAAAAGAAACGAAGAGGAGGAGGAGGAGGAGGAGGAGUUAAAGCUACAGGAACAAAGUGGAUUCGUCUCCAAACUUACGGAUAGGGACUCGGUUAGAACUUUCCGAACAUUUUGGUAUGAAAUCAAACAAAAUUCAACCGGGAUCAUGGUCAUGAAAUGAUAUUGUGCCUAUAGGAAUUGAAAUCCGUGUAGAAUUAUCUAAUUAGAAAUUCCAUCUGGAAGAAAUUCAUCCCUGUUUUUGAGAUUCAGCACAUUUCAGUGCAAACAAAUUAAAAUUCUGAAAUUUCAGCAGGCGCGAGUUUAUAAACGGAUAUUAUCCAGCCGUAAAAUAGAAUUUGGAUGAUGAUUAAAAUCAAUUAAUUCGAUUAAAUUCCAAAUUGAAGUUCAAAAUGUUAAAAAUUAAGCUUUAAAAGAACAAAACAAAACAAACAAACAAUUAAAAUUCUCUAAAUAAAAAAAAAACCCACGUUUUUAAUGGUUUUUAAAGCUUUCAUCGCCUAACUAAUGGUUUUAUCAGGAACGACAAACUCUUCAUGAUCGGUUCUACACAGAACCUUUUACAGGUUUUCCCGAAAAUUCGAACUAUCCUUGGCAUUUAGUGGCACAGAUAUCAUCUCAUACAACCUCAUUUGCAAAUUUUGUACGAAUUUCACAUCAAAAAUCUCAGUUUUGUCAGGAUUGAGAACGUCUUUGACUUUAAGAAUGUCGGAAAAACGUUAGAAUUUUCUUGGUAGCUGUAUUUACGCACAGUGUGUGUGUGUGUGUGUGUGUGUGUUACCCAUAAUGCACUUUGAAGUAGUGUAGUAGAGUAUGUUCGGCUUUAACACUCCAAAACGGUAUUUAUAUUAAUUUAUUUAUUAUAUUUAGAUAUUUUGUCUUUGAUUACUUUGGACUCAGUUUAUCAACUUAAAGCUAAGCUGUGUUGAGAUUUCUUUUAGCUUGUUUAGUUUAAAAAUGGUCAAAUUUAAGUCAAAAUUAACGAAUUGCAUAAUAAUGAUAAACGGUAUUUAGCCAUAUGAACCGCGUCAUGUAGCUACUCAACAUUAUCCUGUUCAGUUUCCUUUACUAGCAUUAGGAUUUAUUUACAAAAAAAGAGCUAUCCAAGACUAUAUUAUAUAUAUAUAUAUAUGAUAUUUAUAUAGCACUAUAUUUGUGGCACAUUGAUUAAACUGGCACUUUCUCAAAACCUUCCCCAAAAAACGCCAUAGUUUCAGCAAUACACACCCCCACACACACGGAAGUGCAAUAAACCCUCAGUGCGUACGAUGCGAUUUUAUUUCCUGAUGCUAUUUGUGCUGGUGAGAGCGUCAGUGAGGUUAAAGAAGGUGUAAGUUUAACCUUCGGAAAUGUCGACGUCGUGACACGCCACGGGGGAAAUUCCGUACCGGAUUUCGCAUCGUUAUUUUGUGAAUAGAGAGAUAUGGCAUGUAAAUCCGGAUCAGGUUCGAUCUCAGACGUGUUUAGAGAUAAAAUCCCUGCUUCUGUGUAUGGAUUCUUUUUGUUUAUUUUUGUUAUUUAUAAAAUUUAGCUACUGAGGUUUUUCUUUACUGUACGUUUCCCUUCCAUGAAGUGUGUCUUCCUGUUCUUCUGGAUAAAUUAUUUUCAUGAAAAGGCUAUAUAAAACAAACCGAGACUUUAAUGACUGGCUAUAUCGAUAGUGUACAGCUGCGUAAUAAACACUGUUUCAUAGAUACAUUGUGUGAUAUAAUAACUCAGAGAUUAUUUCAGGGUGAAAAAGUCCUGAAAAAUACACAACCAGUCAAAAGAUCGGACAUACUAGAUAUCUAUAUAUAUAUUAGAUGGGUAUAAGAUAAAGAUUUAUGGUUUAAGGCAACUGUAAAUAGUAAAGAAGGAAGAAUAUAAAUAGAGUGUAUAAAAUUGUGGGCGAUUAUUAUGUAUAAAUAUUAAAAUGUAUUUUUUUAUAAAGGAGAUUUUAUUUAAAACAAAGCAGAAGAAGGUUGAGAAGGUUCUAGAGAUAGGAAUUAAAAAUAUAAAAAAUAAAAAAGUUUUAGUUUGAUGACGUUUUAAUUUAAGGUUUGGUGGGAAAUUAUUGUCUGAGCAUUUAUUCUGAUUUUUAUUUCUUUUAUUUUAUUUUGUUUUGGAUACAGAAACUGUAAACAGCUGAGAUGAAUAUUUAUUAAAAAAUGUUUUAUCAAAAGCAAAAAACAUUUUAAUAAUUUGAACUUAAAAGAACGGAAGACAAAAUACAUGGCUAAAACAAUGAGAUCGACAAAACCGCAGCUUUUAAGCAAAAACUGUGAUUUUUUUGUUUUUCACAAAAGGAUUUUUUUUUAUGUAAAUAUUUACCAUUCCAAAAAAAAUACAAUUUUAAUAAUUUGAAAACUAAAAUAUAUAAUCAUUUACAAAAUUGUCUCGAAUUAAUUCUAUUUUUUCCUCUUGAAACAAAUUUGAAAACAAAUUCAACAUUCCACUUCAACAAUUAUUUAUUUAUUUAUUUUAUUACUUAUUUUAUUCCUGAUCCAGCUGAAAUCUCCUCCUUCCAGAUGUUAAAUGUUUUUUUUUGUAAUAAGUCUGAUGUGUCGAUGUGAAGACGGAGGUCCUAAAGGUCAUUUAGUCUUAAAUUAAACAACAAUUUUUUUCAAUUAAAAUUUACACAAAAAUGAUGACAAAUUUAUGCUUAUAUUUUUAGUUUAUUACCAAACCUUAAGUUUAAAUGUUCUCUACUUGACCACUGCAUCAUCUCCUCUCCAUGGUUUUACUGUCUUCAUGAUAAUUAUUACUCUAAAGAAGAAAAUAAAAAAAGAAAAAUGAUAAAAAAAAUUGAGUCUUUUGACUGGUAGUGUGUUUUUAUACGUGUAAAUAUUUCCACUGUGGUUGUUUGUGUGUGUGUGUGUGUGUGUGUGUGUGUUUUCCUAAUGUGGUUGUAUAUCCUUGUGUAGAUUAAGAAUCUGUCUUAACUGAAUGAAUUUUGUCGGGUUCCAGUGUCCAGAAACCCAGGUGUCCAGUUGGUUGUAGCUUAAAAAAAAGAAAUACAAAAACAAAAAGCGACUCUCGGAAGAAUGUGAUAUUCAGGUUGUGGGUUAGAAAAAUGCGAAAAAUGCACGGUGAAGAAGAACGAAUAUUUUCGCUCCACACUAAGUGCACUCCAUCUUCCUGUAGUUUUUAACAAAAAGUUUUAUGUAUUUAAACGUUGUAAUCUUCACUAUUAUGCCUCUAUGUAACACUAGCAGUGGAGUGAAUUUUUCCAGAAGGCUGUACACUUCGUACCUGGAUCACAUGAUGUCGCUAACAUGUGUCACGUGACCUGCUGACAGCCAAUGAGACGCAGAUUCCACGUUACGGUACGUGACGUAUUAAGAAACAUGGAUAAAGUCUGCUUAAAGUACAUUCGGUGGCAGGAGAGAUGUAACACAGCCAUACGCCUCGGAAAAGCGCUAGAGUAUUUAUUUUUUAAUGUUAAUUUUAGAGAUAAAUAUUUAUAGGUUUAGGGCAAAAGCUUUAAAAAAAAAGCGUCUUUAGAUUCAGUUUUCUCAGUUUAUUGAUUUUAAUCUAUGCAAAGUGUCUCAGUGUAAACCACGGUGUCGACCUUUUUAUUUUAAACGAAGCCAGUAUAAAUGUCUCCUCGCUGUUGAGCAUGCCUGACAGCAGUGGGGUUUUUUUGUUUGUUUUUUUUGUAUAGUGAGUUUGUAUUGUGGUUUGUUUUUAUUGACCCAUUACAUUAAAACCAUCUGAGAUGAAAAAUACGUUUCGUCUUUUAACACUGCACACGAUCAAUAUACAAGUCUU
Messenger RNA from Hemibagrus wyckioides, 8878 nucleotides. Its product is annotated as protein phosphatase 1 regulatory subunit 3E. The record is from RefSeq and is a predicted model, not a curated record. Gene Ontology annotation, molecular function: protein phosphatase 1 binding; glycogen binding. Gene Ontology annotation, biological process: regulation of glycogen biosynthetic process. The transcript has a single exon. NCBI's taxonomy places the organism in Eukaryota, Metazoa, Chordata, Actinopteri, Siluriformes, Bagridae. Gene Ontology annotation, cellular component: protein phosphatase type 1 complex. Bases 284 to 1225 code for a protein of 313 amino acids.